This is a messenger RNA of Zingiber officinale, 2113 nucleotides long. Its product is annotated as pentatricopeptide repeat-containing protein At2g13600-like. Gene Ontology annotation, molecular function: protein binding; RNA binding. Gene Ontology annotation, biological process: RNA modification. NCBI's taxonomy places the organism in Eukaryota, Viridiplantae, Streptophyta, Magnoliopsida, Zingiberales, Zingiberaceae. The coding region runs from base 16 to 2061 and encodes 681 amino acids. The transcript has a single exon. The record is from RefSeq and is a predicted model, not a curated record.
GAAAAAUAUGAGAAGAUGAGAUGGGAAAGCAUCCCUUCCUGCUGCUGCGGCCUCGCUCUCAACUCCACCCCCUUCGCUGCCCUGCUCCAGUCGUGCAUCCACUCCAAUUCGCUCCGGGGCUGCCGCCGGGUCCACGGCCGCCUGCUCAAGACGCCCUUCUCCUCGGAGACUUUCAUCGGCAACCGCCUCAUCGACGCCUACGCGAAAUGCGGCAGCUUGGAGGACGCCCGCAAGCUGUUCGACGCGAUGCCCCAGCGAAACGUCUUCACCUGGAACAGCUUGAUCGCCGCGCUCACCAGUCGGGGAUUCCUCCACGACGCAAGGCGGCUCUUUGAGUCGAUGCCCGAGCCGGACCAGUGCUCCUGGAACUCCAUGGUGUCCGGCUUCGCCCAGCACGACCGCUUCGCGGAGGCGCUGGAGUUCUUCGUCUCCAUGCACGCCGACGACUUCCUGCUCAACGAGUAUUCAUUUUCUAGCGCCCUGAGCGCCUGCGCGGGGCUCGCGGACUCGAGAAUCGGCGCGCAGAUCCACGCUUCGAUCUCAAAAUCCAAUCUUGCCGACGGCGUCUACAUGGGCAGCGCUCUCAUCGACAUGUACGCAAAGUGCGGCAGACCGUCGGACGCCCGCAGAGUGUUCGACGGAAUGGCGCGAAGGAACGUCGUAUCAUGGAACAGCCUGAUCACAUGUUUCGAACAGAACGGUCCCCAGAACGAAGCACUGGUGCUGUUCGUGAGAAUGAUGGAGAAUGGAGUAGCGUACGAUGAAGUGACUCUCGCCAGCGUGGUCAGCGCCUGCGCAAGCCUGUCGGCUCUCAGGGAAGGCAAGCAAGUCCAUGCUCGGGCGAUCAAGUGCGAUGAACACAGGCAGGAUUUGGUGCUGAGCAACGCUCUUGUCGAUAUGUAUGCAAAGUGUAGAAAGAUCGGCGAGGCAAGGAGCGUUUUUGAUCGAAUUCCCGUCAGGGAUAUCGUUUCGGAGACGUCGAUGAUCAGUGGAUAUGCAAGAUCCUCAAGCGUGGAAGAAGCACAAUCUGUAUUCAUGGGGAUGUUGGAGAAGAACAUUGUGGCUUGGAAUGCACUGAUUGCAGGGUACACUCAAAAUGGGGAAGAUGAAGAGGCACUCAACUUGUUCCUCCAGCUGAAGAGGGAAUCGGUCUGGCCGACGCAUUACACAUUCGGAAACAUACUCAACGCGUGUGCGAAUCUAGCGAAUCUUCGACUCGGGCAGCAAGCUCAUGCGCAUGUUCUGAAACAUGGAUUUCGGUUCAAGGCAGGGCCCGAAACCGACAUCUUCGUUGGGAAUUCGCUCAUCGAUAUGUAUCUUAAGUGUGGGUUGAUCGACGAUGGGGGCAAAGUAUUCGACAGGAUGGUCGCGAGGGAUGAGGUGUCUUGGAAUGCCAUGAUCGUUGGGUACGCGCAAAAUGGGCGUGGCCGGGAUGCCCUUUGUUUGUUUGGAAGAAUGCUUGCAUCCGGGAAGACCCCUGAUCAUGUAACGAUGAUCGGUGUUCUAUCCGCUUGCAGCCACGCAGGAUUGGUGGAGGAGGGCCGCGUAUAUUUCCAUUCGAUGACCGAUGAAUAUAGUCUGAUUCCGUCGAACGGUCACUACACGUGCAUGGUCGAUCUGCUAGGCCGAGCAGGGCAUCUCGAAGAGGUGGUGAAGAUCAUAAGUGAGAUGCCAAUGGCUCCUGAUUCUGUGCUAUGGGCUUCUUUGCUCGCCGCAUGUAGGAUGCAUUGUGACGUCGAGAUUGGAGAAUGGGCGGCAAACAAGCUGUUCGAACUCGACCCGAGCAAUUCGGGGCCGUAUGUUCUUCUAUCGAACAUGUACGCCGAGAAGAAGAGAUGGCGAGACGUUUUACGGGUCCGGAGGCUAAUGAGGACGAGAGGUGUGAUCAAGCAACCAGGGUACAGUUGGAUAGAAAUAGGAAGCAAGGCUCAUGUGUUUCUGGCAAAAGAUAAAAGACACCCAUUUAGGAAAGAAAUUUAUGGAAUUCUAGAGGUUCUUAAAGUUCAAAUGGAUAAAUUAAACACAAAUGUAGAUCUUUAUGAUUAUUUCUUCAAUUCUUGAAGAUUUUGCUGAAAUGUUAAAGAGUGUUCUUCUGUUUCAAAGGUGUAUAUAU